UUGUUGGUGUCUGGUUGUUUUUGGCAGCUGAGGACGGAUUCCAUGGCGGACGUGCUGAGGAGCCUGAACCUCCUGGAGGUGCUGAAGGAGUCCAUGGAGAAGAAGGGGCUCUCCGAGGUGAAGGAGGCGGUGGAGGACCUCCUCAUCAGCAGGGUGGGGGAGAGCAGCCCAGAGAAAACCGCCCUCCUCAACUCCCUCCGCGGCCUGGGGCCCGGAGACAGUGGAGCGGCCCAGUUCGCCUCCCCCAGCCCCCAAGAGGAGCUGAUAGUUUACCCAAACCCCAAACACCCCGACUUCCGACUGUGGGACCUGCCCGUGGUCCCUGAUGGCUCUCCCUUUGACCCAGAGGAGUACAUGGAGAAAGUCAAGUUCCUGCGCUACAAUGCCGUCAUCGUGACGUUGUCUCGGAUGCCGUUUUGCAGCAAUAGUGCCCUCGUGUGGCGGGAGGCCAGAUCGCUCCAGAGGGAGGCUGUGUACUUCGCCUUGCUGGCCUCUGAGCGUGACUCACGGGAGUCCAUGGAGCCUAGGCGGAAAGCCAGCCAGGAGGUGUUGGGGUCGGUGGGCCUGGCUUCCCCGAGGGUCUUCCUGGUACGUGGCACCGCCUUGGAGACCCUGGACUUCCCCGAACUCCUGGAGGAAAUGUGGCGGGACGUCCCGGAGGUCAAGGCUGCCGCCCUCCUCCUGGCCCUUCCGGCCCUGUCCGUCGCCAUGGUGAACAGAAAGCGGGACGCCCUCAAGGCCCUGCGCGCCUGCCCCCUCUCCCGAGAGGUCACCAAGGGCGCCGUGAAGAAGCUGCUGGCGGCCGCAGAGAAGCAGAAGCCCACCGGUGCCCGCGUGGUGGAGAUGGCGCUGCCCGUGACCACCAAGUCCGCCAGCCGCUCCUUCACCACCAUGACGACAUGGCCACCGAUGCGGAAAGGGUGGUGGCGGCUGCAGUCGGGGGGGUUCUUUUUUUUUCUUUUGACACUUGGCUAA
Molecule: messenger RNA, 975 nt
Organism: Anguilla rostrata (American eel)
Lineage: Eukaryota; Metazoa; Chordata; Actinopteri; Anguilliformes; Anguillidae
Product: T-cell-specific guanine nucleotide triphosphate-binding protein 2-like
Exons: 1
Coding region: 43-975 (310 amino acids)
Cellular component (GO): membrane
Molecular function (GO): GTP binding
Source: RefSeq, a predicted model, not a curated record